Molecule: messenger RNA, 1903 nt
Organism: Nicotiana attenuata
Lineage: Eukaryota; Viridiplantae; Streptophyta; Magnoliopsida; Solanales; Solanaceae
Product: aminoacylase-1
Exons: 5
Coding region: 82-1425 (447 amino acids)
Biological process (GO): amino acid metabolic process
Cellular component (GO): cytoplasm
Molecular function (GO): aminoacylase activity
Source: RefSeq, a predicted model, not a curated record
CAAGUAUUCAAAAGUCUCAAAAUCUAGAUCCCCUCAACACAACACUCAACACUCAAAGCUCUUCGCAUUCAGCCAUUCACCAUGUUCAAUCCCCUCCAACGUGUCCCACUCCUCUUGUUCUUCCUCGCACUCUCCACUAUCUCUGCCGCCGAAUCAGACACACCCAUUUCCCGUUUCCAAAAUUACCUCAGAAUCAACACUGCCCACCCUAAUCCAAACUACACUUCUCCCAUCACUUACCUCAUCAACUUCGCCAACUCUAUCCCAAACCUCCACUCCAAAGUCCUCCACCUAACCCCCACCAUACCCCUCCUAUUAUUAACCUGGCCCGGUACCUCCACCCCUUCACUCCCCUCCAUUCUUUUCAACUCCCAUCUCGACUCCGUCCCCGCCGAGCCCGAAAAGUGGACCCACCCACCCUUUUCAGCUCACAAAACUUCCGAUGGAAGAAUCUUUGCACGUGGGGCCCAGGACGAUAAGUGUAUUGGCAUGCAGUAUUUGGAGGCAAUCAAAACGAUACAGAGCAAAGAUCCUGACUUUAAACCUUUAAGAAAUGUUCAUAUUUUAUACGUGCCCGAGGAGGAGGUGGGUGGGUUUGAUGGGAUGGGGAAGUUUGUGGAGACUAAAGAGUUUAAAGAGUUAAAUGUUGGGUUUGUGAUGGAUGAGGGACAGGCUUCAACUAAUGAUGAGUUUAGGGUGUUUUAUGCUGAUAGGACACCUUGGCAUAUGGUGAUUAAGGCUGUUGGAACACCUGGACAUGGCUCUAGAUUGUAUGAUAAUACUGCUAUGGAGAAUUUGAUGAAAAGUAUUGAGGUUAUUACUAAGUUUAGGGAGUCUAAGUUUGAUAUAGUCAAGGCUGGAUUGGCUGCUAAUUCUGAAGUCAUUUCUGUGAAUCCAGUGUUUCUCAAGGCUGGAAUUCCUUCCCCAACUGGAUUUGUAAUGAACAUGCAACCCUCUGAAGCUGAGGCAGGAUUUGAUAUUAGGAUGCCACCAACGGCUGAUCCACAACUUAUGAGGAAGAUAAUUGAAGAGCAAUGGGCACCAGCUUGGAGGAACAUGACAUAUGAGAUAACCGAGAAAGGAUUCCUGAGGGACAACAUGGGAUGUCCUUUGAUGACACUCACUUCCGACUCCAACCCUUGGUGGUCUGUUUUUAAUGAAGCUGUUACUAGAGCUGGGGGAAAGCUCUCCAAGCCUGAAAUAUUAGCGUCGACAACUGAUGCUCGAUUCAUGAGACGACUGGGAAUUCCCACCUUUGGUUUCUCCCCUAUGAAGAACACCCCCAUAUUACUGCAUGACCACAAUGAGUUCCUCAAGGAUACUGUUUACUUGGAGGGGAUUAAGGUCUAUGAAUCCAUAAUAAAGUCAUUAAGCUCCUUUGAGGGAUCUUAUGAACACCGGUGUAAUGCAGUUUCUCAACAAUGAAGUUUUUGAAAACUUGUUUUGCAGGGGAGUCACUCUUGUGGAAAAAGAUGAUUUGUACAUACGUUAUGGUUGUAUAACAUCACUUGCAAAGGUAAUAAUAUCAUCUAGAGAAAAGAAGAGCUGUUUUACACUUGGGCUCGUGUAAAUGUAAGAUUACACCACUUGCAAUAAAUUAUAUUUGACAAAGCGUGCAGACUAUUCUUCUUUGAAGCUUCCACCAUUAAUCUCUAAUUUAGAAGCCCAUCUGGAGUUUGGUCCGUCGAUCUUUAAACCUAUGUCAAAUAAUGUAUUACUACUAAAUUUGCAGAAAUUAUCCUGCAGUUUAUAGGUUUGUAAUAUCUUGAUCUGGUGACAUGUAUUUUGUACAAACAGUAUGCACAGUGACAAUAAGUCCUACUGAAGUUUAAUGGUUGUAUCAUCUUAAUCAGGAUACUCCAUCUAUUUCUUUCGUAUACAAAUUUUAGAAUUUAGGUCUUAA